UCCUUUCAGUGCUCCCCUCAUACGAAAGCGGAUUCCUUUCCAUCGGCCAUCUUUAUCUUUAGUGUGUUGCACGCUGCACUUACGUUUGUCUCGCUCGGCACUUUUAACGAUUGAUAUAGACAGCCAGAUCCCUGAAAUAUACCUAUUUCAUCACUUAAAAAGUGGUCAAUCGGACAUCGUCAUUGUUUCAUCUUGAGUUUGGGAUUAGUCAGGAUCAACAUGGAUCAAAAGAUGGACGACUGCUACUUUUACUACUACUCAACCUGCGCUAAAGGAGACGCAUGCCCUUUCCGCCAUGAACCAAACGCUCUUGGCACUGAGUCAGUGUGUCGGUUCUGGAAACAGAACUCUUGCAUCAAACCACAUUGCACCUUCCGACACAUGGAGAUGACAGUGGACCGCAGCAAAAUCGCUUGCUACUGGGAGUCGCAGCCAGGUGGAUGCAGGAAGCCACACUGCCCCUUCUUUCACACUGUGAAGCCGCUCACACCCACCAAUGAUGUCGUAAAGACCAUGUUCCUGCCAGCUCGUGGCAAACAGAUCUCGCCUAAGCACAUCACAUCUAUGCUUGAAAAUUCGCCGCAGCUGACCAUGAGCGCCAGUCUGGACCCGCUGGUGGUCAACUUCGAGGAAGAAUCUGACGAUAGUAUCCCAUCAGUGUCUCCCAGGGUGAGAAAUUCUCCAAAAUGCAAAACAUCGGAGCAGAAACGACUAGACAAAAUUCAGUCUGACGCAGCUGCUUACUAUCAGUAUGAUAACCAGGGAGAGGUUAGCCAAGCGACGGAGGACUGCCGCGAACGACUGAAGAGAAAGUUGGUGCUUACAACAAGCGGGGAAGAUCUCAGGAGCAAAAUGCAAUCACGGCGGGCUGAUGAAGUCGCUGUCUCAAACGUAGAAAAUAUCAAAGUCCUCUCUAUUGCCGAGAUUCGGGAGAAGCGGCGGAGAAAGUUCGAAGAGACGGAGGAAGCGACGCAUCCAUCUGCGUCCCGAGAGCCAAAGAAAAGAAUCACUUUUGAUUGCAAGGAGGCUCCUGAUGUGAGAGUAGAGAUCAUAAACGAUGUACCUGAAGAAGAAUUAGUUGCGAGCAAGAGGAUGAAAAGGCCGCCCUCGCCUGUUGUCUUUGACAUCUCUGAGAAAAAAGACAAGAAAGCGAAAAAGGUUAAGAAGGAGAAAAAGGAAAAGAAAGAGAAGAAAAAGACUGAACGCAAAGUAAAUGUGCUCAAUGUCUCGAACACAAAGCCGAAGAGCGUAUUUGAGAGAGUUGCCUGCCCAAACAAACCCAUUGUGGCUGUUCCUGCGAGGAAGCGAUUAGCUGACGAGACGCCAUCUGUGUUCAAAAGGUUGAAAACUGAGCCUGUGAAGAGUGUAGCGGAACCGAAGACCAAGAAGCCAGAGCGACCCCUCUGGCGGCCGUCGAGGCUUGCCAAGAUGGAGGAAAGCGAACCCGAGCAGAAAGUAGUGAUUGGCCUGAAGCCCAGGUCCAGCAUUGUGGCCAAGCAGACUGAACAAAAGCCAGAGUCAAGCAAGACUGAACCAUCUUCUGCCUUACCUUUGAAGCUGAAGAGACAGCCCAUAACCAUGCAGCGGGAGGAGGAGAAAUUGCCAGAGGCAGAGCAAGAAAAGGAGCCCGUCGCUGUUGUUUUACCCCCAAAGCCUUCAACGACAGACGCGUCCUUUGACAUGUCGCUGGAAGAUGACGAUUUCUGGGGGCCUUCGUCCAAUGCCGAUGACGUCUUUGUCAACGUUUCUGAUGAUAAAAUACUGGAAGAUAUAGACGCUUUGCUACAGGAGUAAAUUGUAGUUGUGAACUCCAUAUUGACGAUUUUAAUGUUGUGCUCGGUUUAUUGGUGGGGAGCAAAGCACCCUUACACUGAUGUGAUUUUACCCAGAUUACUAUAAUGCUGUUGUGGUUUCGCCUGCCUGCUCUUAGGCUUUUCAAAAACGUUAGUGCAAUGAAAUGGUUAACAGGUACACAAAUUUUUACAUUUGUGUUCUCUGUGAAUAAAAUCCUGCAACCUAUUUUACACCAGA
Molecule: messenger RNA, 2031 nt
Organism: Cloeon dipterum
Lineage: Eukaryota; Metazoa; Arthropoda; Insecta; Ephemeroptera; Baetidae
Product: zinc finger CCCH domain-containing protein 11A-like
Exons: 5
Coding region: 220-1794 (524 amino acids)
Molecular function (GO): metal ion binding
Source: RefSeq, a predicted model, not a curated record